CUCAAGUUGCCACUCCAGUUUGACAAUCAAGAUGCAAUCACUGGAGGCCCUCUUAUCGUCCCUCGUGGAGUAUCCGCAGCUACAGCGGCCCCACUGCGACCAAUGCCGCAUCGCCAUUGCUGACUACGAUUGCCAGCGCUGCAACCAGCGUUUUUGUAGACAGUGCGAGCUGGUGAUCCACCACCGGUUAGCAGUGCUGGCUAUUAAACAUGAAGAGAGCAAGAGCGACGGAAGGCCGCACCAGGAAUUCCUUACGUGGACCAGCGGUGUGCUGGCUAUGAAUUUUUACAAGUUGCGAUUAGAGCGAACUAACACUGUUAUUCUCGCUAUGUAGCUUGCCAAGAGUGUGGCCAAAACACACAAGAAUUUUUCUGUCUGAAUUGCAGCAUGUAUCAGUGCGAGAAUUGCUGUGCAACCAAACACCGUCAGCUGGAGCCACACUUCUUCUUUUGUGUCGACGGUUCGUCGCCGAGGAUGUUCCCGUUCGCUAGUUGGAACUUGAUGCUUGUGGAGAUGGUGAAAGUGAGCACGGGCAAACUGCAAGACAGUGCUGCCGCUGCAGAAGGAGCAAUGACGUAUGCUAGCAACACUGCUAACGAGGAAUUGGAAGUGAAAUAUAGUACUUCGGCUGCAGCGCAUAUUAAACUGGAGAAGGCCACCGCUGCCGCUACCGCGGCAGCUCUGGGGAAUUUAUCAAUCAAUGGACCCGUCGCCGUAACUCAUCCACCCCAGAGCCAAGCCAAGCAUUCUUCGCGAGUUAACACCACAUCAAUUGUCGAUCUGACGCUUGACGACGAAACUGACGCUAGCACAAGUAGCUCAACUACUAGACCACCAGCACAGCCACAGAUCAAGGAAGAGCUCCGAGUUAAGACUGAAAACACAUGGCUGGCGUCAGCCACUGCUGCUCAACAAAACCCAGUGCUUGACGUGGACGAGUUGAUGGAGAAAGCCAUGGGCGACGAUGAGGAUCCUAUUUUGCGCUCCAUGAUUGGCAAUUAUAAUGAGCUCAGUGCGAAUAUCUUCGAGAUUGACCAGGAGGCCGACCGUGUCAAGAAGAAAACCAAAGAGCUAACCAGUGUCAAGCCGAUUAAUAUGCAGGAGGUACAGAAAGCUCGCACCACGACGCUGAAGCUCCGCAAAGACAAGGCUGAAGCUGAAAAGGCUCGUGAUGGAGUGGUGGCCGACAUUGUUGUUUAUGUGAAGCCCGAUCCAGAAGAUAUGGCGGCAUUUCUGGAGACUUGCACCGCCGAUGUGCCUACUGCCCAAACAGCCAUUCAUCGUAAGUGUGCCACACUAGAAGCGAGCAUCCAGUCCAAGUUGGAGGGGCUUCAGAGGACUCAACAGCACAUGGAAGAGCUGAUUGGACUAAAGAAGGACGCCCUCGCUGAGGUCACUCGCCUUGGAGCUGAUGUUGCUCAGGGAGAGGAGGAAAUUCGCAAACUGGACAAGGAACGACAAGGCGAGUUCUUGACGUUAUGCCAGUUUAGCAAGUCAAUCCAGACUGCAGUCCGGGAGGCGACUGGAAGCGUCUAACACUAGGAUGAUUUGGGCGUACAUGAGUUUGUUCACACGACGACAAUGGCAAUGUGUGGCAGAGGCUAACGUGAAUUUUGCAAUACUGGUACAAGAGAACUUUUGUCAGCUAUGGAGAAGAAUUAAUCCAAACGAUUUAUCAAUCAAGUUUGAAUAUAGGCUCCUGAGUUUCUGAGAUGUCG
Molecule: messenger RNA, 1718 nt
Organism: Phytophthora nicotianae INRA-310
Lineage: Eukaryota; Oomycota; Peronosporomycetes; Peronosporales; Peronosporaceae
Exons: 3
Coding region: 388-1536 (382 amino acids)
Molecular function (GO): zinc ion binding
Source: RefSeq, a predicted model, not a curated record